Glycine soja is the source of this 1759-nucleotide messenger RNA. RefSeq lists its product as uncharacterized. Gene Ontology annotation, biological process: asymmetric cell division. The transcript is spliced from 4 exons. The coding region runs from base 167 to 1402 and encodes 411 amino acids. The record is from RefSeq and is a predicted model, not a curated record. NCBI's taxonomy places the organism in Eukaryota, Viridiplantae, Streptophyta, Magnoliopsida, Fabales, Fabaceae.
ACCAAAGUUUUCGCCCGCUAUAUAAGUGCAUAGCAUGUAAUUCUCUCUCUCUCUCUCUCUCUCAUGGUUGAUCACUUGCAAUUUACAAAGUGAACUCUCUUCUGUUAGUGACAGUGAAGAAACUCUCUGUUGAAGAAUUCACGCGCUCAGAUUUCGAUUUUUCUGAAUGUGGCACCUUCUCUUACUCGUUGCCGUGGCCGGAUCCACCGGUUUCGCCACCAAACGUUUCCUUACUCACCACAGAAACACCGGUGAGGGUGAAAACGUCAACCUCCACGAUCCAAAUGAGUUAGACUUUUCCGGUUCCGAAAGCAUUUCUCAGACACAUCACAGUGACGGGGUCUUCACGUUUUCUAGUUCCAAAUCUGAGUCUCUGACACAACGAGAUGGACCUAAGAGUAGAAGAUCCCGAGCCUCCAAGAACGGAGUUAGGGCUCCGAAGGUUGAGGCGCGAUCGGAGAAGAGGAGCGGUGGAACGAGAUUACACUUUCGCUUGAAGAAGGGGGAAAUUACAAAGAAUGUCGCUGCGAAGGCUCCGGUUCGUUCUUCCAAAGAUGACUGCUUAUUUGGUUGGGGAUUUUGCUUUGGCAUCAUGUAUAUGAUGUCAGCUGGAAAAGCUGAGAUCAAUAAGCUGAACAAGACCAUGGAUGAGACAGCUAAACUUGUUCAGGAACUGAAAUCUGAGCUCAACAGAAGAAAAUCAUCACAUGCUCUUCAAAUUUUGGAUUCUGUUGGCAAUGGUGUUAAGAACUCUUGCAAAAUCAGUGGCAGGAAUGAAGUGAUGCUCAAGAAUACAAACAUUGAGCUCAGAGACGUUGAUGUCAAAAUUUGUAGUCCUUGUGUAAAUGAUUGUGGUGAAUGUGGAAGCAGUGCUCUUACUGAAGAACCAGAACCACAGGUUCUGGAAAUGGAUCAACUGGAAGCAGAACUUGAGUUUGAACUCCAAAAGCUUUCUGGGUGUGCUACUGAUGGCCCUUGCUAUGAAAAAAUAAAGCCAAACUUAGAUGAGCUUGAAGCUCCCAAUGAAGGCUAUCAUGGAACAGAUGACUGGAAUUUAAAUUAUUCUAAUUCCCAUGGAGUAUCAGCAUCUGAACUGCAUCAGAAACUAAGCCACUUGCUGAUAAAACAGCAAGAAAAUCAGAUCGCGGAGCUAGAAUCUGAACUGCACCAAGCUCAAUCAAAUCUGCAUGAGAAGGAGGCUGAACUUCAGGCACUUAAGGACUGUGUCAAAUGCCUUACUGAACUCUCGCUAUCUACAGUUUCAGAUGAUGAAACUCAGGCUCUCACUGAUCCAAAGGGAACAAGCGAUUAUGGCAACAAAAACAUACACUCUCUGGCGAAACAUUCAAUUAUUGGGACGAAAAGACCUCUUGAUUCUGAAUCUUUCUCGUGUUACAUGUGAAACGACACUGAUCUCUGUGGGGAUACAACUAUACAAGGUAUAUAAAAUUUUUUGUCUGCACUCAGAUUAAAGUGUAAAUUAGAUGACAACUCCCUUCCAUAUUAGUAUAACCCAAUUAUUGUGCCUUAUGUGGUAGCAUAUGUAUAAAUUAUUUAGAUAGAUAUAAUUAUAAAAUUUAGCAACUCGGAUACCGAUAUGCUCCAUAACAUCCAAGUUUCCCGUAUUCAUUUGUAAUACAUGUAGCAAUAUAGCAUUGUAACUUGCAGAACAGGCCAUGUUACUAAUGUUAGUACUUUAGUAUCAACUGUGAACAUGCGAACUUUUUUAUUGUAUAUUAACAGAUCUGAUUAUUUGAUA